UAUUUUCCAUUUCACCACUUUCUCGGGAAAAUGGCAGCUCACACACUUUCUCUCUCUACCCAAACAACGUCCACCGGAGCUUCCUAUUCCCAACACAAUUACAGACUACCCAACUCGUUUCCACCAUCUCUAACUCAAAUUCUCAGACCACAAAGCUUACAGAGUCCAUGGCUGGGCACUGCAAAGCUCUUUUUUCAAUCGUGCUCUCUCAUAACCCCAUUGUCAAAGCAUCGACCCAUCAAUGCCACAGUCUUGUUCAGCCUCCCCACUGCUAAACCAGAGAGGGUUUCAUCUACUGAGAUAGUACCCAAAUGGUCUUCAAAGGCUAUAAAGUCAUUUGCUAUGGGUGAAUUGGAAGCAAGAAAGUUGAAGUACCCCACUACUGGGACAGAAGCUCUUCUCAUGGGGAUCUUGAUUGAGGGAACUAAUGUAGCUGCAAAGUUUUUGCUGGCAAAUGGAAUUUCAAUUUUCAAAGUGCGUGAGGAAACUAUGAAGUUACUUGGAAAAGGUGACAUGUACUAUUUCAGUCCUGAGCACCCUCCUUUAACCGAAUCAGCUCAAAGGGCCCUUGAUUGGGCUGUUGAUGAAAAGCUAAAAUCUGGUGAAAGUGGGGAAAUUACGCCUACUCAUCUGCUGCUUGGUGUGUGGUCUGAAAAGGAAUCAGCUGGUCACAAAAUAAUGGCUGCACUUGGCUUCAACGAGGAGAAAGCCAAAGAGCUUGAGACUUUAAUUUCUAAACGUGGCUCUCUCGAGGAUUAAGCAUAUUUGAUAUUCAAAUUCACCAAUGUAGUAAUUCUUCAACUCGAGAUGGAUUGAAGAUUUUUUUAUGGGCUUUUCACAGAGAUUUUGAUGGAAUAGUGCAUCCCUGAAAAUCCUCAAAUUGUUUACAAAAGUUUGUGUUCAAUGAACACCAGAUAUUCAAGUGUAACAGUGACACGCGAUUCUCUAAUACUAAUUUGAUGGCAUUUUGUGGAAUC
Molecule: messenger RNA, 977 nt
Organism: Camellia sinensis
Lineage: Eukaryota; Viridiplantae; Streptophyta; Magnoliopsida; Ericales; Theaceae
Product: Double Clp-N motif protein
Source: RefSeq, a predicted model, not a curated record